Messenger RNA from Cynoglossus semilaevis (tongue sole), 3024 nucleotides. Its product is annotated as mRNA decay activator protein ZFP36L1. The record is from RefSeq and is a predicted model, not a curated record. Bases 13 to 1536 code for a protein of 507 amino acids. The transcript has 3 exons. Gene Ontology annotation, molecular function: mRNA binding; metal ion binding. Lineage: Eukaryota; Metazoa; Chordata; Actinopteri; Pleuronectiformes; Cynoglossidae.
AGAUUCCAGCAGAUGGUUUGGAAACUUUCCUCCAGGAGCCACCUUGUCCCCUUCCCUGUCCCCUCACUGCUUUACACUGUCUCCAACUCCUUCACAAAAAUCAUCAUCUCCAGAGGACCCAGCUCUGACGUCCACUCCCUGCUCUGUUUCACCUCCCUGGUUUGGACACACUUUUCUCCACCUGAAUCAAAGAGCUGUACUUUCUGCUCUGUGAGGACAGAGACUCCAACCAUGUCCUCAGAUUUCCUCACACCGUUCUUGGAGCUGGAUGAGGAGUUUUACAAGAAUUUCCGCGGCCUGGAGGCAACAGAUGGCCGACAUGUCUGCUCACAGCAGCAGCAGCAGCAGCAGCAGCAGCAGCGCAGUCAGAGGCUCCUGGGCUUCCAGCGUCGUCACUCUCUCUGCCCUGUCACCCUCCCCAACUCGAAGUUCAACAGCAGCAGCUUCGAGGUGAACGACUCCACCUGCUGGGGCCUGGGUUUGGUCCCCAACCAGCAGUGGUGCAGGGAGAAUCAGCUGCCGCGCUCCACGCUCAGCCACAUCCCGUUCAGGGUGGACCGAUCUGUCAGCAUGAUUGAAGGCAGCGAGCGGAGCCUGGUGCACAAAGAAGACAAAGUCCCCAGUGUGUCCCCGUCGGUGCUGCUGCCCCCCCCAGGCCUGUGCCUCAGCAGCACUUCUAUCUCCUCCACUGCCUCCUCUGCCUCCAGACCAGCAGCUCCAUCACCUCACAUCUCAACCCGCUACAAAACCGAACUCUGUCGCACAUAUGAAGAAAAUGGAACCUGCAAGUACGGAACAAAGUGUCAGUUUGCCCACGGUGUGGAGGAGCUGCGGGGCCUGAGCCGACACCCCAAAUAUAAGACGGAGCCCUGCCGCACUUUCCACACCAUAGGCUUCUGUCCGUACGGAGCCCGCUGUCACUUUGUCCACAACGGUGAUGAGCUGACCGCCUGCAGCGGCAGCAGCAGCAGCAGCAGCAGCAGCACAUCAGCCCAGCAGCAGAAGUUGAAGCCUCCUCUGCUGCGUCACAGCCUCAGUUUUGCUGGGUUCUCUUCUGCACACAUGUUCCAUCCAGUGGAGGAGUCCCAGCCCUCCUCCUUCCUCUUCACCAGAGCGCCCUCUGUCUCUCCACCUCCAUCCUCCUCUGGUAGCCCAGAGCUUCUCUCACCACUGUUUCCUGAGCCUGCCCCACUGAAGCAUUGCUCCUAUCACUUUUCUGGCAUCACAGACCUCACAGGCGACAGUAGUGACUGUGGUUUGCAUUUUUACGGCGUAAAGGACUCCAUCGGUACCAAACCGCCGGCCUCUGCUUUUACCACCAAAAAGCUCAAACUUCCGUAUGGCCUGGGCCAGCAGCUGCCGGUCUCAGUCAGCGGCCUGCCCGGUCUGCAGCGCUGCUCCUCCGCUGACUCUCUCUCUGAGGAGGGCUACACCUCCUCCUGCUCCACCAGCUCUUCCUCUAGUGGCACAGAGUCACCAAGCUUCGAGGGCAGACGCCUGCCCAUCUUCAGCCGCUUGUCUAUCUCAGAUGAGUAGGAAAAGUUUUACUGUGGGGCUGAAUGUAUGCAGGGGCAGAUGGUGCUGCUGUUUUACCUCUGUGUGACCACGCUGUAAUAUUCAGACAUUAAAAGGUCGAAGGUCAUAAAAGUUCAAACAGCCGCUCCUCGGUUCCCUCCUGAACACAGCCCAGUAAACGUAACUAACUUUGUGCAUAUUGCAUUUCUCAUCCUAGCAGUUGUAUCGCUGCUCAGUGUUUGUCCAUUUUUAGCUGACUUUUCUGUUAUUCUUAUUUUUGUAAUGUUUUAAUAGUUUUAUUACUCUUCUUGUAUACCAUUGUAUACCUGUUUAAAGAGCCAAGCCAGAGGGCAGGUCUCUGACCCUGUAUGCUCCUGGUUAUAUAUAUUAUGAAGCUACAUCUGCCAACUUUAUGUAGCUUAACAGAAGAAAGUUUGUUUUUUUAUAUCAACUUCCCAGUUUACGUCAUCCACACAGUCCCUGUCACCUUGGUCCAGCGGCCCUCACUUUGACCCACGUUGAUAAGUUAAACACAAUCCCAGGCUACACACAGACUGCGUAGUUACCAAAGUUGAUUCUAAAGUUUUCCUAACCUGCUAGUCCUGCUAACAUGUAACCUUUAGUGUUUAGCCCUGACCAUGAAUAUACAGUGUUGGGAAUUUGGACUUUAUCAUUAGAUGUAUUUAUUGCUUUUUUAUAAUGUGCUGUAUGUAAUUAUGUUUUGGGGGGGGGGUUCUGUUGUUGUUGUGAUGUCCGAAAACGUACGCUUUACUACAUGUCCUCUUGGAUUACACAACGCAGUUGUUUAAAGAGGCGGGUGCUGAGGUGAGAAGGAGCAGUCAGGAAAAUGUUUUGGCAUUCUGUAAGUCUGUUGCCUUACUGAUGGAAUGAGCUGACAGAAAAUGCUCAUUAAGUUUUUUAAUCACUCUGUUAAAGUAGUUUUGCUAAUAAUCAAUGAUUAAAACUGCAGUAGUGAGUCCAUCUCCUCAUCACAUGUACUUCUAACGAUGCUGUAGUCAGAACAUAGAAGUCAACAGGGUUUCCAGACAAUGUCAUGGACCAAUAUAACCACAUCUUUGGAAGCUGCUCAACCAGAGGCUCGUGUGGAAUUUUCCUUUCAGUCCUAGAGAAAAUAUGACCUUUUUCUAUCGGAAGCCAGAUAAAGACAAUUUGUAACUCACUGCUGCAUAAAUCUGUGUGGAAUUUCACCGAGAACCAUUUAGUUCUUGCCAGAUUGCUUAUUUCUUGCUGUUGCAGAUAAAACAUUAAGUUCUUCAUAAAUUUAGUUAACUUAAACUGUCUUAUUUAUUUCUGCCUUUUUUUUUAAAGAAAAAACUUAUAUUGUGUUGUGUUUGACAAUAUGUUUUAUGUUGGAUGUAAUUUAAGUGCAUUUAUUGUUUACAUUCCUUGUGUGAAGACGAUGAUAUUUCAGCUCCUUAUCUUAAUAUAUUUGUUAACAUGCUCAAAAUAAAUGUCCAUGUGAAAAUAAAAGUAUUUCCUGAACAAUAA